Molecule: messenger RNA, 496 nt
Organism: Ceratosolen solmsi marchali
Lineage: Eukaryota; Metazoa; Arthropoda; Insecta; Hymenoptera; Agaonidae
Gene: Pcd
Product: pterin-4a-carbinolamine dehydratase
Exons: 3
Coding region: 61-468 (135 amino acids)
Biological process (GO): tetrahydrobiopterin biosynthetic process
Molecular function (GO): 4-alpha-hydroxytetrahydrobiopterin dehydratase activity
Source: RefSeq, a predicted model, not a curated record
UCAGUAAUCAAUUCAUAUUUCAAAAAAGGGCAAAAAAUACAGUCAAUAUAGGUUAGGAUCAUGACAGCCAUAUUUAAAAAAUUAGGAAUCGAAGUAUUCGGUCGAUUUUCCUUAUUUUUUUAUCAGACAGCUGAAUUUCAACGAACAAUUACUGUAAUAAAAAUGACCAAAUUAACAGAAGUUGAAAGGCAAAAAAAUUUAAAUCCACUACUUACUAAUGGUUGGAUUGUUCAAAAGGAUAGAGACGCCAUUCAUAAAGAAUUUACUUUUAAAAAUUUCAAUCAGGCAUUUGGUUUUAUGAUGCGAAUUGCAAUGCAGGCUGAGAAAAUGGAUCAUCACCCCGAAUGGUGCAAUGUAUAUAAUAGAGUUAACAUAACAUUAUCGACUCAUGAUGUAAAUGGAUUAUCUAUGAAAGAUGUCAAACUUGCAACUUUUAUUGAUAAUAUUCUUAAAUCUGACAACAUAUAAUUUUAAUGGAAUAAUCAACUAUUAUAGU